Molecule: messenger RNA, 948 nt
Organism: Adineta ricciae
Lineage: Eukaryota; Metazoa; Rotifera; Eurotatoria; Adinetida; Adinetidae
Source: the annotation of a GenBank genome assembly
AUGGAUCUUCAACAACAAGACGAUAAGAACAUAUCGAAGAUUUUCACUCUUCUACGAUCGAAACUCAAUGCCAAAGAGAAAGAAUUACUUGAACUACAACGAGCACAGCCAUGUUUACUGGCACCGGAUCGUGAACAAAUCGAUGCUUUAGUAAAUCUUAUCUCUUCUCUACAAUUAUCAACACAAGAUGGUUCGUUUAUUUUUCCUUCAACCACAACAGCCACCACCACCACCACCGUCAUAGCAAAUGAAUCUUCUUCAACACCUAUAUGUUCAACAGGUGUUGAUACAAUUAAAACUCUACCAUCAAAUAUCUGGUUACCUUCAAUAACAAUUCCCAUAAAGGAGGAAGAACCAAAAAAUGAAUAUCGUCUACCUAUGGUUAGUCAUCUAUUAUCAUUACCAGUUAGUGCCUAUGUUGCGUCAUGUUCACCCAAUCACUCGACCGUCGAAACGAAACCUGCUGAACCAUCGCAUCGUCUUCCGAUGGUCAGUCAACUACUUUCAAUGCUUAUCAAUGCUUUCAAAUCAUCAUCAUCAUCAUCCACAGAUACUCCACAACUAAAUGACGUCAAACCGAUGGAAAUCGAAGAUAAGACAGAAAAAUUGACAAUUGAUAAGCAUGAGACGUUAUCAGUUGAACCAAUGAAGAGUAUUUUUGAAGUCGAACCAACUUAUUCGAAAGAACACUGGCUGAGAACGUCGUCAUCAUCUGACUCGGAAUUCGAAUCAAUUUCGUUUGAUUUAGACUCGUAUAUCGAACAAGCCAGUGACAAAAUGCGUCGUCUUCAUUUAGAAUACUUAGAAGCAUUAGAUAAAUUGAAAACGCCUACAAAACCAGAAGAUACAAUACAGGCAAUCAAGUCCAUAUACCCGCAAACCAUUGAUCGAGUUCAACCGAAUGCACCGGCAAAAAAAUCGUCACGUAUUUUUCCUUCAUUUAACUAA